ACGAGCAUGUCCAGGUGGCCAGCUGAUUCUGUUUUCUUGCCACAUUGCUUUCUGUAUCUAUAACCCCUCAUUCACAUACCUCCGGUCGUGAUGAGCGACGAUGAAAACAUGCAGAUACUCAUUGAGAACCUCUCUUCAAGUGUUGACUAUGCAGAUGACCAAUUUCACCGAGAUAUAUACAACCACAUUCACGACAACAUAGCGCCAGUGAUGUCGAAGAAUAGCUGCCCUUCUCUGCAUGUGCUUGCCUAUGCGAUCCACAACAUCACGAAGCCAGCAUUCUUGGCCGACCGAGUGAUCGACCUUCUUUCUCUGCUGGCACACGUGAACUUGCUGCGCAGAAAGGCUGUCUCUCAAGCUCUAAUAGCCCUCAGGUGGAACGAAUAUUACUCUGAGCGCUCUCAAGCAGGUGUCGCUCUGAUGGCAGCCGAAGAACGAAGGCUGCUGCGCAAACUCGUUUUGGAAGACGGUGCAGACCAGAAUUUGUACAGGCUGAUAAGAAAUGCAUGCGCUGAGUUUGACAUUCAUAACUGUUUUCUAUAUGCUCCUCCUACCAUGUUCUGGUCGCGACUGCAGACGCACUUUCCAGGACAGUUUGCGGGUGACAAAGGGGAACAAAGCCACAGUCACACGGAAAUAGGAGACAACAUCAAGACGCUUCUGUUUCACCAUGACCUCUCUGAGGAAGAACAGCUGGAAGACCAGGAGACCGCGAAACGAUGCGCAAAGUUCAUAAGCGAUGCGGCGCAAAUCGUAGAGGCUCCAGAGAAAUACGAUGCCUCAGCAGAGACUGUCUAUGCUCGAAUCAGUAAACUGUUUCCUGACCCGGACGCGGAGCUCAUCACUGAAUUGGUCGACGACUACUUGUACAAAGUGGAAGCCCUCGUCCACGCAAUUGUUCGAAUCUUCGAUGGCGUGGAUUGGUAGCACAGAGGUACUCUCAUGCACAGCAGCCAUCGAUUCGUGCCGACUUCGCAUGUGAAAGCGUUUGUUCGUGUUUGACGUCAUAAACCUACUCAGGACUUUAGAAUAUAAUAGCUGCAUCGCAUACG
Molecule: messenger RNA, 1052 nt
Organism: Laetiporus sulphureus 93-53
Lineage: Eukaryota; Fungi; Basidiomycota; Agaricomycetes; Polyporales; Laetiporaceae
Exons: 4
Coding region: 91-927 (278 amino acids)
Source: RefSeq, a predicted model, not a curated record